UAGAAGAUGAGGCAAGAUGGCGACUAAAAUAAGCAAAGAGGGUCCACCUCCUUUUGAUUGUCCAUCAUGGGCAGGCAAGCCGCCCCCGGGGCUCCAUCUAGACGUGAUGAAGGGAGACAAAUUGAUGGAGAAACUGAUCAUAGAUGAAAAGAAGUACUACCUGUUUGGGAGGAACCCUGACUGCUGUGACUUCACCAUUGACCAUCAGUCAUGCUCUCGUGUCCAUGCUGCCCUGGUCUACCACAAGCACCUGAAAAGGCUCUUUCUCAUAGACCUCAACAGCACACAUGGUACUUUCCUCGGACACAUCCGUCUGGAGGCACACAAGCCUCAGCAGGUUCCCAUAGACUCAACAAUAUCUUUUGGGGCCUCAACGCGGACUUACACCAUCAGAGAGAAACCGCAAACCCAAGGCACCGCUGGCACAGGAGACAGUAAGAUGGGAGAGGAUGAGGAGCUGAAAGGACUGCUUGGACUUCCAGAGGAAGAGACAGAGCUGGAGAACCUGACAGAGUUCAACACAGCUCACAACAAGCGCAUCUCCCUACUAACUAUUGAGGAGGGCAACCUGGAAAUCCAGAGGCCUAAGAGGAAAAGGAGGAACUCCAGGGUUACCUUCAACGAGGAGGACUCUAUUAUUAACCCAGAGGAUAUAGACCCCUCGGUUGGACGUUUUAGAAAUAUGGUGCAGACUGCUGUCAUCCCCAUCAAGAAACGCAGAUCAGAGGGCCAAAACACUCUGGGUCUCGACGAUCUGACUUCAAAACGCAUCCACGGCUACAGCUUGGGCGGUGGUCUCUAUGGCGACUUGCCUCCCACCAGUCAUGAGAACCAGCCGACAGGAGCACCAGGAGGUGCCGCUAUGCAGGGAGGACUUCCUCUGCCCUUCCCCAAUCCAGCACCAGAGGUGGACCUGGCCCCAGAGGCUCCCCAGCCCCCUGUCACCCUCAACCCCACCCCCGUCACAGCCCCCUAUCUACCAGAGACCCACAACGAGCCACGCAAAAAGAAGUAUGCCAAAGAAGCUUGGCCGGGCAAGAAACCCACCCCUUCACUACUCAUCUAAUCAGUUUCUUACAGCUGUUGACUCUCAGGUUACCAGCAGAUUCGUCAGGGACUGUGACCUGGCAGAGGUGGAAUCAUUUACUUCUCAAUUAUUUUUUUAUUUGUUGUGUUACUCAUCUUCAUCACAAAAGGCACCACACAGUUUCCCUGUGGUCUGUCACACGAUAUCGUCUACAUCUACAUUACUAAGUCAGCAGCUGAUAAGUCGGCCAUAAAAAAAGCAGAAUCUUGUCCAUUGCUAAGAAAAUGAACAUAAGACUCGGCACUGAGCUGAGUGACAGGCUACAUGGAGAGGAUGGGCCAUUGAGUUACGUUUUUGAUGUGUUGGAUGUAAAGUUUUUUUUUUCUUUUUUCUUUUUCUACUAAACACGUUUCAAAAUUUUUUUCACUCCUGUAGUAUUUUGAUAAUGCUGUUAUUAACAAAUGGCAAAGCAAGUACUUUUAUACAAGAUAUUUUACUGUGAGAAGUCAGGAAAGUCAGUUUCUAACAAAACACAGGGCUGCUUUUUAUUUUGAAAACCUGUUGACGUGUCAUCAAGUGUUUUACUCAAUGGAACUUUCCAAUUACUCGUAUUAGACCAAUAUAACGUCAACUGAAGUGUCAUGGCCACUAGAUGGUGACAUGUGCAUAAAAGUCAUAGAGGCUAGGCAGCAGACUUCCAGCUACCAUUGUUCAUGGUCUGUUGCACCUAACUUAACCGGUCCAAAUUCUGUAUGUGGCAUCCCAUGGAAGUGGUGCCUUAAGCUUUGAGUUAUUAAUUUGGAUUUGUCUGCAGAUAAAAGCCAUAUGUGCUGUCUAAACAUAUUGUUGCUCAUAUUUGUCCUUUGGCCUUUUCAGGAAUAUUGACUUGACUGAAAUGUUUUGUUGGCCAUGUUAGUUUACUGUGUUGGCAGUUACUGGACUGUUUAGUUAGCAGCAGAAGAUAGCAGAAUUGGAAUUGCAACACAGUAACAAAUAUCAACUUUUCCUGCAAAAUAAAACAUUAGUAAAAACAUAAAAGUUUGGAUUUGGUAAGUUUUAACGGUCAUGUAGUAUGAAGUUCAUACAGUAUACUGUUCAUAUUUAGUUUGCUCUGAACUGACGCGAGACGUAAUAACUUUGUCUUUGCACAGUAGCAGAAACACGUAAUUAGCUGUCAAACAUGAUGAACUGGUGGAACAUUUAAAUUGGUGUUCAGAAAGUACUCUGGGUUUGAGACCUAAGGCAGGCAGAUGAGGUGAUUCAUGUUUACAAACUGCACUGGUGACUUUUGUCCUUGUGGCCGUGUGGAUUUUGUAAUCAUAUGACUGUAAAUAAAAAAUGAAUUACUUUUGACUCAACUUUAUAGCGUGAUUUCAGCUGUAAUAAAUAAUGUUGCAUUGCCUCUGCACUGCCUGUAUUCCACAAGUUUAUUGCAUAUUCCUGUGACUAUUCUGGAGGUAAACAUUGACCAGACUCCUAUGUCCGGGUUAUAAAGGAGCUCAAGCGGCACAGACAAGUCCCUUUCAUGACAGUUCAUGUGACUCUUCACCCAGUAGCAACAAACUUUGUUAAUUUUUAGGCACUGUUUAUGGGAAUAAAAAAAGGCAGGUGGCAUGUCAUGGGCUCUAUAGACAUGCACAGAACUGAGAACCACUUCAUAUAUUGGAUAUUACAUUUACAAAUGAAGACAGGGAAACGUUUUUGAAACAUGUAUUUAAAACUGAUUUGGUACAAAUGUUCUACCACAAUAUUCUGUAGGUCUUCUUCCUGUUUUAUUAUAAAGUGCAAGCAAGUCUCAUUAAAAACUCCUCCAGUGUGACAAAAUGAUCAUAAAC
Chelmon rostratus (copperband butterflyfish) is the source of this 2862-nucleotide messenger RNA. RefSeq names its product protein phosphatase 1, regulatory subunit 8b (gene ppp1r8b). Gene Ontology annotation, cellular component: nuclear speck. The transcript has 7 exons. The record is from RefSeq and is a predicted model, not a curated record. The coding region runs from base 17 to 1066 and encodes 349 amino acids. Gene Ontology annotation, molecular function: protein serine/threonine phosphatase inhibitor activity; mRNA binding; protein binding. Lineage: Eukaryota; Metazoa; Chordata; Actinopteri; Chaetodontiformes; Chaetodontidae.